This is a messenger RNA of Rotaria socialis, 636 nucleotides long. Lineage: Eukaryota; Metazoa; Rotifera; Eurotatoria; Philodinida; Philodinidae. The record is from the annotation of a GenBank genome assembly.
AUGAUUGCUGUUGCAUCUCUAUUGUUUUAUCUUCCAUUUUAUCGUUUUUGCUUAAUGAGAUUUUAUCCAAUCACCUAUAUAUUCUUGCAUCCCAGAAUAAAGGUUACUACUAACACUAUAAAAGGUAUUUAUUGUACAUAUUAUUUACUUCAUUUUUUAAUAUUAUCAUACGGAAUCAAAAUGGGAGGCUGUUGCAGUGGAUGUGGAAAAUUUUGCAAAGACUUUAGAGAUUUUGCCAUACAGGGCAAUGUCAUGGAUUUAGCGGUUGGUCUUGUUAUUGGUAAAGCUUUCGGCGAUCUUGUUCAAUCGUUUGUUAAUGAUUUACUGUUACCUCCAUUCGGUCUUUUACUCGGUGGUGUGGCGUUUACUAAUUUAACAAUAAAAAUGCAUAAUUUUGCUUAUCCAAAAAACCCACCUGUUGUACUUCGUUAUGGUGCAUUUAUUCAGCAUUUUAUUUAUUUAUUGGUCGUAGCGUUUGGGCUAUUCUGUAUAAUUUUACUAGUGAAACGGUUGCGUGAAAGCAGGGAAAAACAAAAAGCACAAGAAUAUACUCCGGUGCCGGAACCGAGCGAAGAAAUUAAAGUAUUAAUGGAAAUUCGGGAUUUGUUGGGAGCUAAGACAGAGGCUAAAGCAUAG